Molecule: messenger RNA, 271 nt
Organism: Racocetra fulgida
Lineage: Eukaryota; Fungi; Glomeromycota; Glomeromycetes; Diversisporales; Gigasporaceae
Source: the annotation of a GenBank genome assembly
AUGUUAAACCGUUUAACCAGAUUGGAAAAAUUAAAUAUAAAUCAAAUUUCUUUUCGAGUAUUUUUUCCGUCAGAAAAUAUAAGUCGUAGAGAUUCAUCACCCUCCAUUAGAGUUAUGUUUGUAAAUUCUGCAUCGUUACGUAUCAUUGUCGUUAGAGUAUCUUUGAUAGAGAGAUUUAAAAAAAUAGUGGCUAGUGAAGAUUUUUUGCCCUUAAAAAAAUGUUUUUUGCCAAGUGCUUUUAUCCAAGCAGAAAAAGAUGAAAAUCGAUUUU